This is a messenger RNA of Cylicostephanus goldi, 752 nucleotides long. The record is from the annotation of a GenBank genome assembly. NCBI's taxonomy places the organism in Eukaryota, Metazoa, Nematoda, Chromadorea, Rhabditida, Strongylidae.
AUGCCCAGAAAAGAAACUCACUUCGAAAACGCAAAUGAAGUGCAUUGGAGAAUUUUCCAGGAGUUUGCGGAACCGGACAGUGCCUCCGAUCCUGACGACGAGGGCUUUGAAGAGUAUCACGAGGGCGGUGACCAACAAGGAUUGAGCACGGGGACAUCAAAAUCUACUGAGGCCACUUCUGUAGAGAGCAGUGAUAAAGCUUCGAAGUCAAAACAUAGAAGUCGUAAGAAGCGAGCUUUGUCGCCUUUGUUGGAUCUGCUCGAUGUAGCGCCUGCUGUAUCAAAGAACUUCUCUCCCAAUGGAGAAUUCGAAAGAUUAGCUGGAACUCCUUGUCCAUUCAAGCUUGGACAAGUCGUCAAAUUUCCUAACUGCAAUCUCAGUACAUUGCGUAUAUCUGAUGUAACACUGCAUCGCUUGAUCGAUCUGUUGGAUCUGGUCGAUCGCCACAGAGUCUUGGUUACAUUUCAUAGAAUGAUUAAAGCUAUCAGUGAAAGAGAGCUUGCUCGCGGUUAUGAUUUUACGAUUGACAAAAAAUCACUCGUGAAGUGUCUCAAAGCGCUAGAAAGCGUUCAUCUCAUUACAAUGUUCGAUACUUUAGUAGUAGCUGAAAGCGUAGAAAAUAAGGUGCGAAUCGUCUGUCACCGUGACAUUCAUUCCGCGGACGAUCCAGAAGUGAUACAAGUCAUACAAGCAACAGUUGACGAGUAUCACAAAGAAGGCCGUGUUUUCCCACAUGGCCAGUUGAGGUGAGU